This is a messenger RNA of Salvia miltiorrhiza (redroot sage), 1339 nucleotides long. RefSeq names its product ninja-family protein AFP3-like. Gene Ontology annotation, cellular component: nucleus. Bases 24 to 1028 code for a protein of 334 amino acids. The record is from RefSeq and is a predicted model, not a curated record. The transcript is spliced from 2 exons. Lineage: Eukaryota; Viridiplantae; Streptophyta; Magnoliopsida; Lamiales; Lamiaceae. Gene Ontology annotation, biological process: negative regulation of DNA-templated transcription; signal transduction.
CUCUCUCCGCUCGUUUCUCUCUCAUGCGUCUGCAUUCAACGUUGUUCAAACCUAGUCCAACCGAAAAUUUUGAAAUUAGAGAGAGAGAGAGGGAGAGGAGAAUGGGGGGUUGCGAGGAGCUGAGCUUGGAGCUGUCGAUAGGGGGUAAGUACGCGGGAAAAUCAGAGGAUUUGGGGGAGAAAAGUAAGGAUUUCCGCGGGAUUAAUUGCGAGAGAAGCGAUUUCGGCGUUUCGCGAUGUGAUUUCUCCGGGGGGUGCGCCGAAGCGAUGGAUCUGCAGAGGAGGAGAGAGAUUCAGGCGUCGAGGAGGCAGGAAGCGCGGAGGAAGAGAGAGGAGAAGGUGAAGCGAUCGAGAGGGGGGAAUGCGGUGGGAUUUGUCGACGACAAAGUGUUUCUCGAGGCGCAGAGGUUUCAGGAGAGAGUGCGAGAUAGGGAAAUUAGGGAGAAGGAUUGCUUCAUUGAGGAGGGGAAAAGCAGAAAAAAUGGAAAUGGUGAUGAGCUGGGGCUGUCCUUGUUCAGUGAGGAGAAGGGGAGAGAGAGGAGCGGCUGCUUGUACCCCAAGGUACAACUCGUGCAAGCCAAGAGUGAUGAUUCGGAAAAUAGUAAUGGGGUGAAAUCUUUGGAGCAAUGUUCCUCCGCUGCUUCAGAUUUUCACAGCAUGUCUCAGAAAGGUGGAAGCAGUAGCGACGCAGGCAGCCACGUGGACCAAAUCGACGGCCAUGAUUCGCCGUCGCAAGCAGCGGAAAUCGAGCGUACAAAGUUGGCGCCGACAAUGAAUCCGCAGCCAACGUCGGCGUCGAGUGGCGGCGAAGCUGCGAAGGCGUCGAGGCGGAUGCCGUGCGUGUCGGCCACCGGAGACGGGCCGAACGGGAGGACGGUGAUCGGGUUCUUGUACAAGUACGACAAGAGGGAGGUGAGCAUCAUGUGCGUGUGCCAUGGGAGUUCGUUUUCGCCGGCGGAGUUCGUCGAGCACGCCGGCGGCGUCGACGUGUCUCACCCGCUCCGCCACAUCACCGUCGUGGCGAGGUGAUGGGGAUCGGUUGUGGCAUGGUUUGAUUUGGUUUGGUAGGGUAAAUGGUUUAGGAUUUUAACCUAAGUUUAUGUGAACAUGGCUGUCGACUUCUUUGAGGUUUUUCAAGACUCUCUUUAGUUUUAGGGUUUUAGCUGAUAUCGGCAGCAUAAAAUUAAGGUGUUGCUCGUGUUUCAAUCUCGUUUUUCAUCAUUUCAUAACGUAUGAAAGAAUGUAUAUUUGGUUGGAAAAGAAAAUGUGUAAAUUAAUGAUCUUAUAAUACGGAUGAAGGGUGAAAUAUCAUUUUAAAAUUGAAGAUAUUGCUAAUUGAA